Magnolia sinica is the source of this 2082-nucleotide messenger RNA. RefSeq names its product probable inactive purple acid phosphatase 27. The record is from RefSeq and is a predicted model, not a curated record. Gene Ontology annotation, molecular function: metal ion binding; acid phosphatase activity. NCBI's taxonomy places the organism in Eukaryota, Viridiplantae, Streptophyta, Magnoliopsida, Magnoliales, Magnoliaceae.
UGAAAGACGACUCUUUCUUCCAUUCAUUGCCGUCUUUUCAUGUUUGAUUCCCACCAUAUACCUCUCUCUCUCUCUCUCUCUCACUGAUUUUCUUCUCUUUGCAACAUCUAAUGAGUUUCCAGACAGUAGUAUCGGUUGAAAUGAAGAAGAAGCUGUUGUCGGUGCCUAUAACUCUUUUACUGCUGCUGUACCUGGCUACCACAUUAUUCGGUGUGGCUGCAGCUCAAGGCGGGGAGCAGCCAUUGUCGAAGAUUGCCAUCCACAGAGCCACUCUCGCUCUUCACGAUUCCGCCAGAAUUCGGGCCUCCCCUCUCCUACUCGGUCUCAAGGAGGAAGAUACUGAAUGGAUAAAUCUGGAGAUUGAAUCUCCCAAUCCAUCCGAAGAUGAUUGGGUGGGAGCGUUUUCUCCAGCAAAUUUCAACCUAUCUACAUGUACUCCAGAAAGCGGCAAUGACAUGACAGACGCCCCAUUUAUAUGCUCAGCACCAAUAAAGUUCCAGUAUGCAAAUCACUCCAGUCCACAAUACUCAAAGACAGGGAAAGGUCUCUUGAGGCUUCAAUUGAUCAAUCAGCGGGCAGAUUUUUCUUUUGCAUUAUUUUCAGGAGGACUUUUAAACCCAAAGCUAGUGGCAGUUUCAAAUACCAUCUCUUUUGCAAAUCCAAAGGCCCCUGUUUAUCCACGUCUUGCUCAAGGGAAGUCUUGGAAUGAAAUGACCGUAACCUGGACGAGUGGCUACAAUAUAAAUGAAGCAGUUCCUUUUGUUGAAUGGGGCAUGAAGGGAGAAACUCAAAUGCGCUCACCGGCGACAUUGACAUUUAAUCGUAACAGCAUGUGUGGUGCACCAGCAAGAACAUUUGGUUGGAGAGAUCCUGGUUUCAUACAUACAAGUUUCUUAAAAGAUUUGUGGCCAAAUUCAGUGUACACAUACAAGCUGGGCCAUCGGUUAUUCAAUGGUACAUAUGUUUGGAGCAAAACUUAUUCCUUUAAAGCAUCCCCAUAUCCUGGGCAAGAUUCAUUACAGAAAGUUAUCAUAUUUGGCGACUUGGGAAAGGCAGAACGUGACGGUUCUAAUGAAUACAACAAUUAUCAGCCGGGCUCUCUUAAUACCACUGACCAAAUUAUCAAGGACAUGGAUAACAUAGACAUUGUUUUCCAUAUAGGAGAUAUAACAUAUGCCAAUGGAUAUAUCUCUCAAUGGGAUCAGUUCACAGCACUGGUAGAGCCCAUUGCAUCAAAGGUCCCAUAUAUGAUCGCAAGUGGGAAUCAUGAGCGUGACUGGCCAGGGUCAGGAUCAUUCUAUGAAAAUAUGGAUUCUGGUGGGGAAUGUGGCGUGCUGGCUGAGACAAUGUUCUAUGUUCCAGCUGAGAACAGAACCAAGUUUUGGUAUUCUACAGACUAUGGUAUGUUCCAUUUCUGCAUAGCAGACAGUGAACAUGAUUGGAGAGAGGGUUCGGAACAGUACAGAUUCAUCGAGCAUUGCCUUUCAUCAGUGGAUAGGCAGAAACAACCAUGGUUGAUCUUUGCUGCUCAUCGUGUUCUUGGCUACAGUUCAGCGUACGGGUACAGCCUGAGUGGUGAAUUUGCAGAGCCAAUGGGAAGAGAGAGCCUACAAAAGCUUUGGCAGAAGUACAAGGUUGAUAUUGCACUUUAUGGUCAUGUUCACCAAUAUGAAAGGACAUGCCCAGUCUACCAGAACCAAUGCAUGAAUGCAGAGAAAUCUCACUACUCAGGAACUGUGAAUGGAAGCAUCCAUGUCGUUGUUGGCGGUGGAGGCAGUCAUUUAUCAACUUUCAGUGACAUCACGCCGAAGUGGAGCAUUUACAGGGACUCCGAUUAUGGGUUCGUGAAAUUAACUGCACUUAACCACUCGUCGCUCCUCUUUGAAUACAAGAAGAGCAGCGACGGUCAAGUCUAUGAUUCCUUCACCAUUUCAAGGGACCACAGGGAUGUAUUGGCUUGUGUACAUGAUGGUUGUGAACCUACUACAUGAGCCUCAUAGUGAAUGGUCCUGAUUGAUUAUUAAUAAACUCUAAAAUCUGAAAUAUUAUGAAUGUUAUAGUGUACCAUGAGCUGUUGAUCCA